Molecule: messenger RNA, 1686 nt
Organism: Ectocarpus sp. CCAP 1310/34
Lineage: Eukaryota; Phaeophyceae; Ectocarpales; Ectocarpaceae
Source: the annotation of a GenBank genome assembly
AUGUUUCUCCAAGUCUUUUCCCCGUAUCUGCACAUUUUGCCGUACAUUGUGUACAGUGAUAGUGUCUGCAUUUGACGUGACAUCGAUUCCGUCAGGGCAUCGUUUCUGUCAAGGCUGUUCUCGGGCGUGACAUUGUUUGUGAACCCUAUCCUAUAUUUCAGUAUUGUGUUAAAAGGGAAUUCAGCAUGCAUGUUUCUCCAAGGUUUGAGCAGUCUUUUCCCCGUAGCUGCACAUUUUGCCGUACAUUAUGUACAGUGAUGUGUGUUUGCAUUUGACGUGACAUCGAUCCUGUCAGGGCAUCGUUUCUGUCAAGGCUGUUCUCGGGCGUGACAUUGUUUGUGAACCCUAUCCUAUAUUUCAGUAUUGUGUUAAAAGGGAAUUCAGCAUGCAUGUUUCUCCAAGGUUUGAGCAGUCUUUUCCCCGUAGCUGCACAUUUUGCCGUACAUUAUGUACAGUGAUGUGUGUUUGCAUUUGACGUGACAUCGAUCCUGUCAGGGCAUCGUUCGUGUCGAGGCUGUUCUCGGGCGUGACCUUUUUUGUGAACCCUACAUAUCCAAUAUUUCAGUAUUGUGUUAAAAGGGAAUUCAGCAUGCAUGUUUCUCCAAGGCUUGAGCAGUCUUUUCCCCGUAUCUGUACAUUUUGCCGUACACUGUGUACAGCAAUAAGUGUCUGCGUUUGACGUGACAUCGAUCCUGUCAGGGCAUCGUUCGUGUCGAGGCUGUUCUCGGGCGUGACCUUUUUUGUGAACCCUACAUAUCCAAUAUUUCAGUAUUGUGUUAAAAGGGAAUUCAGCAUGCAUGUUUCUCCAAGGCUUGAGCAGUCUUUUCCCCGUAUCUGUACAUUUUGCCGUACACUGUGUACAGCAAUAAGUGUCUGCGUUUGACGUGACAUCGAUCCUGUCAGGGCAUCGUUUCUGUCAAGGCUGUUCUCGGGCGUGACAUUGUUUGUGAACCCUAUCCUAUAUUUCAGUAUUGUGUUAAAAGGGAAUUCAGCAUGCAUGUUUCUCCAAGGUUUGAGCAGUCUUUUCCCCGUAGCUGCACAUUUUGCCGUACAUUAUGUACAGUGAUGUGUGUUUGCAUUUGACGUGACAUCGAUCCUGUCAGGGCAUCGUUUCUGUCAAGGCUGUUCUCGGGCGUGACAUUGUUUGUGAACCCUAUCCUAUAUUUCAGUAUUGUGUUAAAAGGGAAUUCAGCAUGCAUGUUUCUCCAAGGUUUGAGCAGUCUUUUCCCCGUAGCUGUAUAUUUUGCCGUACACUGUGUACAGUGAUAAGUGUCUGCAUUUGACGUGACAUCGAUCCUGUCAAGGCAUCGUUUCUGUCAAGGCUGUUCUUGGGCGUGACCUUGUUUGUGAACCCUAUCCUAUAUUUCAGUAUUGUGUUAAAAAAGAAUUCAGCAUGCAUGUUUCUCCAAGGUUUGAGCAGUCUUUUCCCCGUAGCUGUAUAUUUUGCCGUACACUGUGUACAGUGAUAAGUGUCUGCAUUUGACGUGACAUCGAUCCUGUCAGGGCAUCGUUUCUGUCAAGGCUGUUCUUGGGCGUGACCUUGUUUGUGAACCCUAUCCUAUAUUUCAGUAUUGUGUUAAAAAAGAAUUCAGCAUGCAUGUUUCUCCAAGGUUUCAGCAGUCUUUUCCCCGUAUCUGUACAUUUUGCCGUACAUUGUGUACAGUGAUAUGUGUCUGCAUUUGACGU